Messenger RNA from Beta vulgaris subsp. vulgaris (sugar beet), 497 nucleotides. Its product is annotated as low temperature-induced protein lt101.2. Bases 128 to 292 code for a protein of 54 amino acids. Lineage: Eukaryota; Viridiplantae; Streptophyta; Magnoliopsida; Caryophyllales; Amaranthaceae. Gene Ontology annotation, cellular component: membrane. The record is from RefSeq and is a predicted model, not a curated record. The transcript is spliced from 2 exons.
UUUCUAGUUUCUACUUUAGAAAAUUGAAAGGUUGAAAGUUGAAAGAAAUCACAAUUCACACACGCUAAGAAAUCCAUAAAAGAAGAGCAAGAAGAGAAGUAGCAAGAUAUAAGAAUCAAAGAAAAAGAUGGGAUCAGAAACGUUUGUGGAAGUCAUACUAGCAAUUUUGCUGCCACCUCUUGGCGUCUUUCUUCGUUAUGGCAUUGCGGUUGAGUUCUGGAUUUGUUUGCUAUUGACGAUUUUGGGUUAUAUUCCAGGCAUAAUAUAUGCUCUUUACGUGCUUGUUGCAUGAGUUGGUGACAUGAAAUUUCUACUUCAUUAAUUUUGUAAUUAUAUGGAGAAAAAAUGUAUUCUGGUAGUGUUAUCUUUCAAUUCCUUAUCUUUGGGUGUUAUAUUCUGUUUUUUGCAUUAAUAUGUAUGGAUUUAGUUUUUUUGUACUAGUAUUUGUGGUGUGUAAAGUAUACAUAUUAUGCAAUAUGUAGAUUCAGAUUUGGUUA